This is a messenger RNA of Fundulus heteroclitus (mummichog), 3551 nucleotides long. Its product is annotated as protein GPR108. Lineage: Eukaryota; Metazoa; Chordata; Actinopteri; Cyprinodontiformes; Fundulidae. The transcript is spliced from 18 exons. The record is from RefSeq and is a predicted model, not a curated record. Gene Ontology annotation, cellular component: membrane; Golgi apparatus. Gene Ontology annotation, biological process: transport. Bases 363 to 2078 code for a protein of 571 amino acids.
AAAAAAAGCAACCUCGUACCGCUGCUGCUGACGGCUGCGUCUGGACCUUCCCGGCUGUUACGCCGUUUCUGAAACCAGGAAGUGGACGCUUGCCAACGUCAACUACGAGUUAGCCGUUUAGUUUACGCGAUGAGACAACUUCUAAAUUGGAAAACAUAAAACGCGGGGUUGUGAUUUAUCAACCAAAGAGGUCGUUUGUGUGCCUAGGCAGUGUUUCGUUUUUUACAUGAAGGUACAUUUCACCGUUACUUGAGAUAGGGGAGCGCAAAAAAAAAAAAAAAAAAAAGACUGCUAGCCAGCUUGUUGUUUGGCCAUCUGGCAGAAUUGUCGACGGCUAACCGUUGACGUUAGCGGGUGUUGUGAUGGCUGUGGCGCAUCUGAACGGCUGCGGGGCGGUAAUGGCGCUGGUGGUACUGCUGUCGGGGUGCAACGCCAGGAUACACAAGCUCAGCCUGAAGAAUGAAACACGGUUCACUGUUGAUCUCAACAAUUUUGGUUUCUUUGCAAACGGAACUCUGGAUGUGAGCCUGUCUUCCCUGUGGCUCGACGAAACACUUGUCAACUACAACCUCUAUCCAGUUGGUUUUAGCCUGUCCAGGUCACGGGUCAAUAAAGUGUUAUCCUACACAGCUGAGGAGACUGAGACGUGCCCGCUCACGAUAACAAAGCCAACCGGUGAUGAGCCUCUCAUUCUCUUUCUCAUUGACAUCAAGAAUCUGAGAGUCAACGUGAGCGCCAUGGGUGUUCAAGAUAAUGUCCUGAUCGCCAAAGCCAAGUCGGGUGAAGCGAAAGAAAAAAGGGUUGUUAGAGAGAGUGCUCCUGAAAAUGAGCCGAAACCAGGUGACCAACCGGAGGCAAAGUCAAGCCAGACAGAAGAGCAAAAAGAAGGUAAAAAGGAAGAGGCACCGGCGGAUCAACAGAAGGAACAGCAGCCAGAAGAAAAGCCAAACCCUGUUGGGGAAGCUAAGAAAGUGGAGGGAACCACAUUCCUGCUGAACAAGACAACCAAGCCAGUUUUAGCCCUGGACAAAACUAAUGGCUUCUACAACUUCAGCUUCCAGUUGGUGGUUGGCCCAAAUGCAGAAGGUCUUUACAGCCUAAGGUUCCACUACUGUCAGAACCGGUCGCCUGGGAAUAAGCGGCCUUAUUCUCUGACGGUGGACGUGAUAGAGAGGAACCCAGGGAGCUACCUGUCUGCUGCAGAAAUCCCACUGUCUCGCCUUUACAUAUAUAUGGCUGGAGUCUUCUUCACUGCUGCCAUGGUCUGGGUGUACACUCUUAUGAAGCACAGGUACAGUGUGUUUAAGAUCCACUGGCUGAUGGCUGCGCUGGCGUUCACCAAGUCCACAUCUUUAGUUUUCCACAGUAUCAACUAUCACUUCAUCAACACCGAGGGACAUCCUAUUGAAGGCUGGGCCGUCAUGUAUUACAUCACGCACCUGCUGAAGGGGGCUCUCCUGUUCAUUACGCUGGCGCUGAUUGGCACAGGCUGGGCUUUUGUCAAAUACAUCCUGUCUGACAAGGAGAAGAAGAUCUUCAUGAUAGUCAUCCCUCUGCAGGUCCUGGCUAAUGUUGCCUACAUCAUCAUAGAGUCUACAGAGGAAGGCUCCAGUGAGUACUAUCUGUGGAAGGAGAUCCUCUUCCUGGUCGACCUCAUCUGCUGCGGAGCCAUCCUGUUCCCCGUCGUCUGGUCGAUCCGUCACUUACAGGAGGCGUCAAGCACAGACGGGAAAGCUGCCAUGAAUCUGGAGAAGCUGAAGCUGUUCAGGCAUUAUUACGUCAUGAUCGUGUGUUACAUCUACUUCACGAGGAUCAUAGCCAUUUUGCUGAAGAUCACCAUGCCCUUCCAGUGGCAGUGGUGCUAUGAGUUUCUGGUGGAAGUGUCAACUCUGUUCUUUUUUGUGCUGACGGGCUACAAGUUCCGACCAGCAUCCAAUAACCCCUACCUGCAGCUUCCCCAGGACGAAGAGGACGUGGAGAUGGACGAAGUAGUGACAGAGUCGGGUGUACUGGAAGGAAUCUCCAAAGUGAAGAAGACGUCUAAUGGACGCGAGCGUCAGAAAGAGCCCGCCCUGUAAGCAGAAAGCUGCGUCUUUGAGAGGGACCAACGGAGCAGCCCCAGGCCAGCUGGGUGCCAGGGGGCCCAAACGGACCACGGCUCCCCGCUUCCACUGACAGCUCUUUGUUUAAAACUCUUCAAAGUGGUUGCAAAGCUCGUGCCCACUGUCUGGCUAUGCAAAAAAAACAAAACAAAAAAAAAACCUUAUAAUUAUAAAAAUAUGGCUAACAUGAUGGACAUUCUCCAUUUUCUUUGAGACAGUCCACCCAGAGCCCGAAGAGUUUCAGAAGUUUUUUUCUUUUUUUUUUUUUUUGGGGCGGGUGGAGAUAUGGAACAGAGCUCCGAAAUUCACAGUUUUUUUUUUUUCCCUUCUCUGUUUUUCUCCAAAGAUGAUUAUUAUUUUUAGACAAAGACUUGCUUUUUGGGUGUGUUUAUGUCAGCUAUUUAAAACGGUACUUCUAAAGGCCGCCUGUAUCUUUUCGUGUACUAUGGGGGACGUGUGUGGCUGUGAGGCGACACAAAUUUAAACCGAUUUUUCUUCCCUUUGGAUACAACAGCCCAUUCUCAGGUGAACGAAUUCAAAAGCUCGUCGUCGUAUUUGGAAUAUGGACAACAGCAGUUUCCCCCACCAGCCACACAGCACCACACACUCUUCUUCUCAUCGACUCGGUUCAUGUAUUGAAAUAUUUAACAGCGGGAUGCUGUUUAUUUCAAUAUGUUGCUGUUUUUUUGCAUAUUGAAAUGUUUUUGCAGUAUCAUUGUCUGUGUUGAAGGAUUUAGGCGUUCCUCCCCCCAUGUGUCCUUUUGGAGUGCUGCUGUAAUUUAGUGCUUUAGUGGUUGAAGACGACCUGCUUGUUCCCCACAUUGACUCGAGGACCUUUAAGUAAAAGCAACGGUGUGAUCAGCUUCUAAAACAACUGGAGCAACGGCCACGUGUCCUUUUUUAUUUAUUUUUUUUGGCACGGCCGAGUCUAUCUGAGCAGAGAAAAGCAAGAACUGAUUUUUGAAUUUACCCGCUUUUGGUUUUUAACAUAUUUGCUCUUGUUGUGAAGCUUCUUUGAUUAAUUGCAGUCGACUUCAGCAGCGCGCGCGCAGCCGGACAGGGUAGAUGAUCAUUUAUUAAAAGGUUAUUUGUAAAUAUGACUGUUCAUGCGAGAAGUGAAUUACAUUUUUCAAACCGCAUAGUGUUUCGGGAUGCCAACAGCUCAGUUUCAUUGCGAUUUUAGUUUUAUUCCUUCGAAAUGGACCCACAGGUGAGAGAACAUGAAAGUGCUACUGAGAUUUAACCACAGUCACUCCUGUCCAGAGGGGACAGAUCUGCACAGUGUUUACACACAGGUAACCCGUCUCCACAUGCAGGGACUCCAGAGGUGUCAGCCGGUAAACAUUUACCUGAGCUGGCUAAAGAAUUCUUUUUUUUUUUUUUAUUGUUACAGAAGGUUAAUGGAUGUAUGUAUGAACUGUCACAAUAAAGUUGGAGUUUUUGAAAGCC